UAUUUUAAGCAUGCCUGGUGAAAAAUGUAGCUAUCACUUUCUAGUCACAAAUAUACAUUUCCAUGAUCUUUCUUUAUCAUUUUACCUGCAAAUGACAUUUCAUUCAUAUGAAUCUCUAGAUAAAACUGAAUCCAAACAACGGGAUGUUGUUUUUUUACUGGAUGGCUCUGAUGAAACUCUAAAUGGAUUUGAGGCUAUGCGUGACUUUGUGCAAAGACUAGUGGAGAAACUCACUGUGGAGGAGAACAAAGAUCGAGUCUCUGUUGUCCAGUACAGCAGAGAACCAGAGGCCCAAUUCUAUCUGAAUACUUACACAACAAAGGAAGAUGUUGUUGACACUGUAAGAGGCCUGAGGCACAAAGGAGGGAGACCCCUCAACACUGGGGCCGCUCUCCAGUAUGUCAGGGACAAUGUCUUUAUUGCCUCCUCCGGAAGCAGACGCCAAGAGGGCAUCCCUCAAAUUCUGGUUCUAUUGAGUGGGGGAAGGUCCAAUGAUGAUGUUAGAAAUGCAGUUACAAACUUGAAAGAAAUUGGUGUCAUGGCAAUAGUGGUUGGAAUGAGGAAUGCCGAUAUACUUGAGCUUCAAACAAUUUCAUAUGAACCUAGCUAUGCUUUCUCUGCUACACAUUACAACGAUCUCCCAAACAUUCAACAGCAAGUAGUAUCUGCUGUUGAGAGAGUUGAAAUGACCGCUACUAACUUGCCAACAACAUUAAUAGAUGCAUCAAAUGAUACCAGGAGGGACAUUGUAUUUUUACUUGAUGGUUCUGAUGAUUCCCGAAGAAGAUUUACAGAUAUUCAAGACUUUAUUCAGAGAGUUGUGGAAAAACUCAAUGUAGAUGGGAACAAAGAUCAUGUGUCUGUGGUUCAAUACAGUGACACAGCAGAGGUCAAUUUCAAGUUGGGUAUGCAUUCAAAAAAAGAUUCUGUUCUUGAUGCCGUAAGAGGUCUGAGGCACAAAGGAGGAAGUCCUCUAAAUACUGGAACAGCUCUCCAGUACGUGAGGGGCAAUGUCUUUACUGCCUCCAAUGGAAGUAGAAGCCUGCAAGGUGUUCCACAGAUACUGAUACUGCUGAGUGGUGGAAGAUCGAGAGAUGAUAUCAGAACCCCUGUCACAAAGCUCAAAGAAAUGGGAGUCAUUUCAAUUUGUAUUGGCACAGGAGAUGCCGACACCCUUGAACUACAAACGAUAUCUCAUGAACCUAAUUACGCCCUUUCUAUUACUGAUUUCGAAGACCUUCCCACAAUUCAGGGAGAAUUGUUGUCAUUGUUAACAGAAGCAUCCCAUCAACUAGUGCCAACUGUCCCUACCAUGCAUUUUGAAUCUGACAAAAAGGAUGUUGUAUUUCUCAUUGACGGAUCUGAUGACUCUAGAACUGGCUUUGCUGGGAUUCGCCGCUUUGCAGAGAAAGUAGUGGAGAGUCUGAAUGUGGAGGAAAAUGGCGACCGGGUGGCCCUUGUUCAGUACAGUCGGGAUGCCACACCCAAUUUCUAUCUGAAUUCAUACUCUUCUAAAAAUGAUGUGCUUAAUUCAAUAAGAUCCAUGAGGCACAAAGUUGGAAGACUCCUCAACACUGGCACAGCACUGCAGUUUGUGAGAGACACUGUCUUUACUGCUUCAGCUGGAGGCAGACGUGCAGAGGGUGUGCCUCAAUAUCUAUUUGUUUUCAGUGGUGGGAGAUCUAGUAAUGACUUAAGGGGACCUGCGCAGUCAUUGAGAGGGGAUGGAGUAAGAACAUUUAGCUUCGGAACAAGGAAUGCUGAUACAUUGGAGUUACAAAGCAUAUCUUUUACACCAGCACACUCUUUUUCUGUUGCCAAUUUUAACAAGCUUGACGGGAUACACUCUUCCGUGGCUGCUGUAAUGAGUGGUGUUAAGGAAACACCUGAAAUUUCAACUGUCAUUGGUAAGAUUAUUAAGAUACGCUACCGUUCAAGUUUGGAGUAA
Messenger RNA from Oncorhynchus kisutch (coho salmon), 1948 nucleotides. RefSeq names its product collagen alpha-3(VI) chain-like. The transcript has 3 exons. The record is from RefSeq and is a predicted model, not a curated record. Bases 11 to 1948 code for a protein of 645 amino acids. NCBI's taxonomy places the organism in Eukaryota, Metazoa, Chordata, Actinopteri, Salmoniformes, Salmonidae.